CUUCGCCACCAGCCUUGCAGACGGUAUUCAGACAGUAGGCACUUAAGUACUAGAACCUGGCCUACCGCAGCUCAUAUACGGCCCCGAACAUGGAUGCACAAGGACAUCUUUUGUCACUGAAAGUGAUGCGGGUAUCUAGACCAUCGCUAGCUAGUGCAUGGCAGCCCUUCUAUUCCAGCUCUCCUUCAUUCUCUGCCCACUCUACUGCGUCCAUUCUUUCCCUGCAAGGAAAGUCACCUCUCCCAGGCCACCCCAAGACUCUACGGGAUCUCACUCAAGCAUCCGAGUUCCUUACACUACCCGCCUCAUUUGGAGCCAUUCAGCUAGGCGAAACAUUCUCCAGUUGCAUAUGCAUCAAUAAUGAGACAAAUAUCGACAUAGAGGGCGCUAGUGUUCGCGUUGAGAUUCAGACAGCAAACUCCAAGAUACUACAUUCACUAGAAUAUAUAGCCCAUCACGAGGUGAAGGAGUUAGGUCACCAUGUUCUAGCUUGUAUCGUCUCGUACCACCUGCCUCCGUCAUACCGACAUACCCCUGGUGCUAGUGAUCCCUCAAAUGAAGCAACCUUCCGCAAGUUUUACAAGUUUGCUGUCACGAACCCUCUAUCUGUAAAGACAAAGAAAGGAUUUCUCGAGGUCCACAUUCAGAACUUAACCCAAGACGCGAUGUGGUUCGAGCGCAUGAAGUUUGAAUGCGCAGAGGGAUGGAGCGUUGUCGAUGCCAACACGACAGGUGAUGAUAAGGACCAGAGAUUAUUCUCUGGUUCGACGGCUCUCAUGCAACCACAAGCCAUAAGACAGUACAUCUAUAUCCUGACCCCAACAUCGUCUUCCUCUGUCAUCCCUCUCGGUAGACUUGACAUCUCAUGGCGUUCUCAGUUCGGCGAGCCUGGCCGUCUAUUAACUUCGAUGCUGUCCCGUCGAUUUCCUGGCCCUUCUCCAGCUCCGAACUCAACUCCAACUCCAGCUCCCCCACUCCAGCACCCUGUCUCAGCACUUCCUCCUUAUCUUCAGCGCACCGUGCCAAGUGCACCAUCCUCGCCCGCCCGACCACGAUCUCCACAACUUCCCCCUUCUCGACCUAGUUCUCCAACUCCGGCUCCAUACAGACCAGGCUCACCCUUUCGCACGCGCCCGAUGUCUGGCCCUUCGCAUCCGCAAUCACCCGCAGCUGGAUCUAUAUCCACCAUGAACAUGUUUGUCGCACCAAAUCAACAACAAUCAGCACCACCGGUGCCUGCUCUCGUAUUGGACGUCGAGGUAGAUGUUAUCAUAAAUCAUAUUGCCAGGGAAUCUAUCACUGUUGAGCGACCCUUCAAGAUCGCUUUCACUGCCACUGUUUCUGCUGCUCUACCAAAGGCCAAAGGGAAACAAAGGGUCAUCACUCUUGCUGUACAACAUCUUCAAUAUCCGCGUGCCACAGCGAUUGCAUACCCUGAACCAUUCCAAGCCACCGAGACCGUUAGCUCACGGUUCUCGUCCCUCGGCCUCACUUCUGCGACGUCAACACUUGUCACUCCUGUGCAAGGUUCCCCCAACAUGACAAGCGAGAAUCUCUUGGUUAUCUCGCCAGAGAAGAUGAUUGCACGACCCACUUUGCCACCCCCUUACUUUGAGUUCGCUGACGAGGAGAAAUGCGUGAAGUUGAAAGGCUGCGUAUCUGUUGGGUCCUCCACACAUCACGCCAAUCAUCAUGAAGACUCAUCGGAUGGUGAUGUGGAGAAGGCAGAGGGUAGUCAAGAGUUUGAACUUACCUUCCUGCCUGUGCAAACAGGAUUUGUGCGAGCGGGCGGCCUGCGCAUCCUACUGGUUAGGGAUGAGCUCGUAGAUGUUGGUUCAGAUCAGGCUACUCGCCGCUUAGGGUCCGCGAUGGAAGCAAAGACAUUGAAAGAGUUAGAUGUAGUCGCUGAACUUUGGGUUCAUUCAUGAUCAUGAUUUCUUCAACUUAUUGCAGAGUUAGUAGGAUGGACCACCGCAUGUAUAGUUCAAGUGCCUAUGAUUGGAGGGUACAAUACUACAAAUGCCCGACAGCCAAGAUAGAACCUGACGGAGCUCUUUUC
Suillus subalutaceus is the source of this 2059-nucleotide messenger RNA. Its product is annotated as DUF974-domain-containing protein. Bases 90 to 1928 code for a protein of 612 amino acids. NCBI's taxonomy places the organism in Eukaryota, Fungi, Basidiomycota, Agaricomycetes, Boletales, Suillaceae. The transcript is spliced from 8 exons. The record is from RefSeq and is a predicted model, not a curated record. Gene Ontology annotation, cellular component: TRAPPIII protein complex.